Messenger RNA from Olea europaea var. sylvestris, 1963 nucleotides. Its product is annotated as mitochondrial inner membrane protein OXA1-like. Gene Ontology annotation, cellular component: mitochondrial inner membrane. Gene Ontology annotation, biological process: mitochondrial respiratory chain complex IV assembly; protein insertion into mitochondrial inner membrane from matrix. The transcript is spliced from 10 exons. Bases 281 to 1606 code for a protein of 441 amino acids. The record is from RefSeq and is a predicted model, not a curated record. Gene Ontology annotation, molecular function: membrane insertase activity. Lineage: Eukaryota; Viridiplantae; Streptophyta; Magnoliopsida; Lamiales; Oleaceae.
GAAAUGAAAUAGGAUCAAGAUGAAAUCUUAUUUUUAAGGUAUUUAUAUGAGGUUCCUUGUAUGAAGGAUAGUUUUAAGUUAUGGAAAUUUAUAGUUGUGGUCCCCGUACUCUAAGAAAUAGAGCACAUUAGUCCCCCUGCUGCCAACUAACCUGCGCUGGUCAAACGUUAACCCUCCCACUCCCAAAACCCCGCAGGGCCGCAAACGGCCAAAACCCGAUUUGUCAAUCUCUUCGAUAUUGUCCACAAUCGACCUGUGUAUUAUUGAAGGAGAGAAAUUGAUGGCUUAUAGACGUAGUAUCACAGCUCGAGCGAAGCUGUUAUAUGAACAGCGGCAACGAAUUACUCCUUCAUCCUCUUAUAUUCAUCGUGAUGAUGACGAGCGUAAUACCCUGAGCGAUGCCCCCAUUACAGGGAAUCGAAAUAUCGGUGAUCAUUUCCAAGGCCGAUUUUUCGGGACCGGAAAUGAUUUCAGCACCUUCAAUACGUCGAGAAACUUGUUCCAUGACCGGAGAUUUGCUCUUCCAGUGGCUUGUGGGCCGAUUUUGGGGAGAUGUAUGUCGAGCGUGAGUGUUGGUGAAGGGAGAGUGGAUAAGAUUGAGAUUAUGAGUGAUGUAGCGGAAGUGUUCGUGGAUAAUACUGCUGAGGUUGCUGUGCAGGCGGGGCCAAUGGUGAAUGAGGUGGCACUUGCAGCUGCAGACUCGUAUUUCCCAGUGGCGGCGCUCCAGUACUUGACUGAUUAUAUUCAUAGUAUCAGUGGGUUUAAUUGGUGGGCAUCAAUCGUUCUGACAACUCUUUUGAUUCGAAGUGUUACUCUUCCUCUUAUGAUAAAUCAGCUGAAAGCCACUUCAAAAUUUACUCUAUUGAGGCCACAAUUGGAGGAGAUCAAAGAAGAUAUGCAAAAUAGGGGCAUGAGUCCCUCUGCUGUUGCUGAAGGUCAGGCACAGAUGCAGGCACUAUUCAAGGAAUAUGGUGUUACGCCAUUUACUCCGAUGAAAGGACUUUUCAUUCAAGGUCCCAUCUUUGUCAGUUUUUUCCUUGCUAUUACAAACAUGGUGGAAAAGGUUCCUUCUUUUAAACAGGGUGGAGCAUUUUGGUUUACCGAUUUGACAACUCCUGAUAGCAUGUAUAUCUUUCCGGUUUUCACAGCAUUGACAUUUUGGAUAACAGUUGAGUGCAACGCUCAAGAAGGUCUGGAAGGAAAUCCUGCUGCUAACACCAUCAAAAAUGUUUCAAGGGUCUUUGCUGCCUUGACAAUUCCUUUUACUGCAGGAUUUUCUAAGGGUAUAUUCUGUUAUUGGAUUACCUCCAACUUGUUCUCGCUCACAUAUGGAUUGGUUAUUAGAAUACCCGAGGUGAAGAAGUUCUUGGGCAUACCUCUAAUACCCUUGACACCACCUUCUUCAAUGGAUCAAAAACCUGCCUUCUCAUUUUUCGAAGCACUCAAAAAAUAUGCAGCAGCCCAACAACAGCAGUCUCUACCGUCAUCACCUGGUGAAGCAUCAAAACCUACAACUCUGAGAAUCCCUUCUUCAGCUGUUCUUAAUCAAAGGCUUAAAUCCUUGGAAAAAGAAGUCAAAGGAAGGAAAAAAGGGAAGAAAAGGUGAUAAUAUGAAUUACCCUUCUCCAUUGUGCCGAUAGACAUAAAUCCAAUUUUUUCGAAUAACAUAUAUUUUAUACGAGUAUGAAGCGAUGGUUUAAUGGGAGUUUUGAGUUAUAGGCAUCUAGAAAUUUUUGGUUAAGAACUUUUAAGCAAAAUAUUUAUAGUGCCUUAGGCAACACCUGAAGGCUAUGACCUAUAUCAAGGGUACUUUGUUUAUGAUAAUUUUUGUGUAGGCAGUGUUACGCUAACUUCAGAGCUUCUGUAAUUAUAGUUGUUUGUUGCAUCAGUAACUUCAAUACCAUGAAUAUUUGAGUAUUUGACUGUAGAAAUAACACUUUUGAGGUCUGGUGAUUAAUGUUCA